UAACAAUCGCCUUCCUCUGCACAGCUAGCAGUCUGCUGCUGUACGUUCAGACUCAAACACAAUAAUGGCUGAUGUCAGCAAAACUGAGAAAGUUCAGCUGCACACUCCAGGUCUGGAGGAACUGCGCGGAGUAUUACAAACAGGACUCGAGAAGAACUUUGCAGAAGUUCAGGUUGGUGUUGUUGAGUGUCCAGAUCUCACCAAAGAUCCCUUCCAGUUUCCUGUCAAAGGCUUGUGUGGAAAUCCUCGCAUCACAGAUGUCGGUGGUGUACCGUACCUGGUGCCCUUGGUUCACAAGCACAAGGAGUACAACAUGAACACUGUAUCAAAGGAGGUGGAGUUGCCGGGAGCGUUCAUCCUAGGUGCAGCAGGUGCUCCCUCCAGAAUCGUUGGGAUGAAUGCAGAACUGAUGCCUCUGGUUCUGACCGAAGCGGAGGGAAGGCCCGCAGUGAACAGCAGCUACUUCUCCUCCAUCAAUCCAGCUGACGGCCAGUGUUUACAAGAGAAAUACAGCGACAGAUUCUCCGACUGCAACUUCGGACUGCUGGGCAAUCUGUAUGCUUGUGAAGGGAAGCCUGGAAAGGUCAUAGAGGUGCGAGCCAAGAAGAGAACAGGAGAUCACAGUCUCGUGACGGCCUUGAGGAAGACUCUCGAAGAUCAUUACCCUGAUAAAAGCCUGGCUCUGGGAGGCACCUUCAUCAUCCAGAAAGGCAAAGCUAAAAUCCAUAUCAUGCCAAGAGAGUUCUCAGCCUGCCCCCUCAACUCCAACGAUGAGGUCAACAACUGGCUCAAGCACUUUGAGGUCAGCGCCCCACUCAUCUGCCAGUCAGUGCUCGUAUCCAGAGACCCUGGUUUAGACCUGCGUGUAGAGCACACUCACUGCUUCAGUCACCAUGGAGAAGGUGGCCACUACUACAUAGACACCACACCCGACGCUGUGGAGUACCUGGGCUACUUCAUGCCUGCAGAGUUUGUCUUCCGCAUCGACAGGCCUAAAGAGACCCACACAGUUGGACGAGACUGAAACACAAUAUGAACAACAGCACAGCAGCAGCUCUUGAUAAUCUACAUUAAUCAGGCAGUAUUUGAUUGAUGUCCUAUGCCUUAUCAAAUUUCACAAAAAAUUGAUUUUUUUUUCAUCAUUUCAUUAAUUGUAAUAAAGACAUUGAAUUUCUGUG
This is a messenger RNA of Scomber scombrus (Atlantic mackerel), 1178 nucleotides long. It is a transcript of the gene bkgd, whose product is annotated as chromosome 14 C11orf54 homolog. NCBI's taxonomy places the organism in Eukaryota, Metazoa, Chordata, Actinopteri, Scombriformes, Scombridae. Bases 65 to 1024 code for a protein of 319 amino acids. Gene Ontology annotation, molecular function: zinc ion binding; hydrolase activity, acting on ester bonds. The record is from RefSeq and is a predicted model, not a curated record. The transcript has 8 exons. Gene Ontology annotation, cellular component: nucleus.